This is a messenger RNA of Anoplophora glabripennis (Asian longhorned beetle), 4088 nucleotides long. RefSeq names its product protein lozenge-like. Gene Ontology annotation, molecular function: ATP binding; DNA-binding transcription factor activity, RNA polymerase II-specific; RNA polymerase II cis-regulatory region sequence-specific DNA binding. The record is from RefSeq and is a predicted model, not a curated record. The transcript has 6 exons. Lineage: Eukaryota; Metazoa; Arthropoda; Insecta; Coleoptera; Cerambycidae. Gene Ontology annotation, biological process: regulation of DNA-templated transcription. The coding region runs from base 409 to 1698 and encodes 429 amino acids. Gene Ontology annotation, cellular component: nucleus.
GGCUAGUCUGCGUUUCCCGUCGGUAAAGUUAACACCUCGCCCGCACAGUGCUGCGAAACGUGCGCGCAAAAAAUCGCGCAUGGCCGUGGAUAGGUCCGAACGCGUCGCCUCUUCGUACCAGGUGAUUGUCUUUUGCCCCGCGCGUCGCGGGUAACCGGGAUUCGGGGAGUUCUGGGGCGCCGGGAGCGCGAUUCGGGCACCUGCGUAAAUACCACCGCGCGAUUCUGGUUAUGUGUGUGAUUCAUCGCCGCAACAACAACAUGUGAAAGUCGGCCCAACCACGCUGGAUCCACGCUCCGGAAAGAUUUAGAAGAAACCAAGAGCUUCAUCAGAGCCAUACCACGUCCAGACCCGGAGCCUUCAGCGAACCCCAGUUGUCGACCACACCAAAGACCCACGCGUUAGGUGAUGCAUCUGCCAGUGUCCUUGACCGCCUGCAACGUUUCAGAAGAAGCGUGGCCCAAAUCCACGAUGUGCGAGCCACCCUCAGGCUACGGGACCAACCCGGACCUCUACUGGUUCGAGCACCGACUUCACGAGAUCCAGUCCGAGCACCCCGGCGACCAGCUGGUGAGGACGGGCAGCCCCUACAUCCUCUGCACCCAGUUGCCCAACCAUUGGCGCUCCAACAAGACUCUGCCGGUGGCCUUCAAAGUGGUGGUGGUGGGGGACGUCGCGGACGGGACCCCAGUGACAGUUCGGGCCGGUAAUGACGAGAACUAUUGUGCCGAAUUGAGGAACUGCACCGCCGUGAUGAAGCAACAGGUGGCCAAGUUCAACGAUCUGAGGUUCGUGGGGAGGAGUGGAAGGGGAAAAUCGUUUUCGAUAACGAUAACAGUCAAUACGUCGCCUCCUCAAGUAGCAACCUACAACAAAGCGAUCAAAGUGACGGUAGACGGCCCCAGGGAACCCAGAUCUAAAACCAUAGGUGGACAGCACACUUCGUAUAAAGCAAUAGGGAUCCAACGUCCUUUUAUGGACAGCACGUUCUCCUCUCACUUGGAGGCCAUUAGGAGCAGGAGUGUGAGGUCCUCUCAGAGCACUGACGGUUCGAUCAGUUCCUAUAAACACGAAUCCCCAGAUGGCAACCCGAACGGGUCCUCAGCGCAUUGCCCGUCGAGUUCGUGGCCGGACUACGCGAAUCCAUACACCCCGUAUAGUCCGCAGCCCAACUAUUACGAGCCCCAUCAGGAUUCAGCGCACGCCGCUUCCAUACCUCUGCCCACAGUUCUUCCAGACGCCGGCUCCAGCGAGUUCAUCUCCAGCUCCCUCACGUCGCCGCCCCCCGCGCCCAUGUUCAACAGCGCCAAGGCCGAUCUGGAGUCGAUGAUAGCCCCCCGCUACCCCGACAACAACUACUGCCCCAACAACUGGGGCACCAACGCCUACCCCAACAACAACUACUACAACCCCCCCUACAACCAGCAGCAGUACUUGAACCACCCGGCCAUCAUAUACCCCCAGGUCUACUCCACGGUGAACCAGAACCAGAUCCACUUCCACCUGCACGCGAACGCCGGCGAGAAGAGCGACCAGUACCUCCAGAACAGCGUCAGCCUGACGUCGCCGCAGAGGGUGGAGGCGGUGCAGACCGCCACCAGCGAGGUGCCGCACCCGCACGACCCCCUGAGGAUCGAGGAGCCGGAGAGGGCGCAGUCCCAGCAGAAUGACCCCUCCAGCGUGUGGAGGCCGUACUGAUAUCGGUUUUAGGUGUAUUUAUUUUGUAGAUAACACUCCAGAUGAUGAGAUUUUGUGAAAUCCGGGCUUUGCCUCGUUGAGCUGGGCUUAAAGAAACGGGAAUUCUUGGAACGUUGACGGUGGUUUACCCUUAAGGACAGGUUUGUUUGAUAAAAACUUUUGCAAAGGUCAAAAGGACUCCAAAAAGUUAGAUUCAACCGUAAUUUCCUUGUUUUUUUUUUUAAGAACCUAGGGAAGUACAAAUAUCAUUUAUUCAUUAAUAUUUCACGCUAAUAAAUUUUUCUAUAUGAAAGAAAAAGACGUUCCGACCAACCCUGUUUUUAUUUUUACGAAACACACUGUAUACUAACAUUGUUUCUAAAAUGCAUCAUUCAACUAAAGGAGCGAUUUUAACUAAUUCAUUUAAUUUAAUUGCUAUCAGCUUCAUAUUUGGCACAUGCACUACAGUCCCCACAAUAUUUGUUGAGAUAAGCCAACAAAGUUCUGUUAUUGGAACUACUGUAACAAUUUACAGCAGCAGGGGCGUGCCUUGAAAUUUUCCGCCAAUGUCUUUCUUUCUUGGGUGUCGAACGAUGUUAGUUCCAAGAGGAUCAUCUCAACAAAUAUCGUACGGACUGUACUUAGAUUAAGAUCGGUUGUGCUAAUUAGAGGAAAAUUUCAUUGAACGCCGUUCGAUUGUAGUUUACCUACAAUGGAACAAUAAAUUUUACCAUAACUUUUAUGUCUUAGCGAUUAUUGCUGACGUUGAUAAGUCAUUUGAAAGAAAGAAUACUUUAAAAAGGUGCAUGCAUUUUAGAAACACCUGUAUUUUCGGUGAUCUAUGGUUAUCUACCUGGAUAUUAUGAUAAACAUGGCUAAUAGUACAUAUAUUGAUGAACAGAGCAUGCCAUAAGUGUACCAUAGUAGACAAAGAUUGAAUUAAUUAUUAGUUAGCAACUAAGCAAUAAUUGUUAUUAAAGAUAACAAAAUGAAUGCAAUUACAGUAGAAUCUAACAUUUUUGGGAUAUUGAUCUUGUACCUCUGAAAAAAUUAUCUGAAAAAAAUGCAAUGCAGGUUGUAUCAAAUUGUAAACGUCAUAUUUACUUGUGAUAGAACAUCUCAAAAUAAGAAAAGAAUAAAAGGGUAGUAAAACUCUUACAGAAUGUUGAAAUUACAGAAAAAGUUAAAUGUUUGAUACAAAUUGAUAAAACUUAGGAUAAUGGACAAAAGUUGUUGCUAGAAAUUUUACAUUUUCUGAGAGAUAAUUAAACUUGCUAAGCUAAUGAUUUUUCUACCUUCUAAUAGUUAUAUUGUAUUAAAAACUAUGUUUCUAACAUUUUUUAUUUUGUGUAAAGUUAUUUUUGAUUUAUUUGAUUAUAAUAAAGGCUUAGGUAUCUAAAUUAAAAAAAUUAAUUAAUCAAAAAUUGAUCGUUAUCCAAAUAAAAUCAAAGACAUAAAUUUUCUUAGAAACAGCAACCUGAAUUAAAUGCUUCUCUUCAAUUUCCAAUACAUUGAGUGGCUUUGAGAUUCUAUACGUUUGAAUUAAAUUGGCCCUAACUUUUUUCCUACCCUGUACAUUCGCAUUAGUGCGUUUAUUCUCCUAUUAAUUUCAAGCAAUAAAGGUAGGUAUACUUGGUCGCAAUCUCUCUCGAGUUAAAUGCACAUCAUAUUUUCAAAUAUUAUUAACUAUUUAUGGUGAAAAAUUUUAAAUUUUCACCAACAAGCAAUGAUCUUGAAAUUUAACUCUUUACAUUUUUUUUGAUACAACUAACCGUUUUCGAGAAAAACAGUGCUGACUAAAUGGUAGUAUUGUCAUUAUCAAAAUACAUACAGAAAAAACAUAGUAGGCUACGACUAGUUUGACAACUAUUCUUAGAGGUUUUCUAUCAACUUGGUGAAAUCUAAGACUCUUAGGAACGACACAGGAAGAAUGAACAAAAUAUAAAAAUACCCAAAUUUAUUGAACCUUGUGGAUUUUUAUAGAAAAAAAAGUCUUAUUUUGAUCUUAAAAAUACGCCCCUAAAUUCUUUGUACUGAAAUUUGAAUCAGCCUGUAUAUCAACUCGGCACAAUUUUGCGAAUGAUAGAUUAUUACCCCAAGUUUCAUCAAUCUACGUCAAACAUUGUAAGAAACAGUUGUAUCACCAAGUAAAGAUUGGCGCAUGCAAUUCCGAAUACCUUCAGUAUAACUCACAUAAUAAAAGUGUAGAUCCCUAGAUCUGGGCGAGGUCCGUAACAUUUGCAAAAUUGCAAAAAUUUAAAAAAAUACCUAUUUUAUCUGAGUUUUUUACUUAUAUCUUGGAACCUAUGCAUUUUAGAAGAAUAUUGUAGAGGAAAAUAAGUUUUAGAAUUGAAUUUUGCACAACAUACUGUCAGCUAAAAAUGUUUAAAUUUAUUACCGAUGUUGCAAAA